CGAGCGAGCGAGCGAGGCCCUCCUUUACGCACAUUCCAGACUCCUCCUUUCUCCCGGUUGCGUACGCCGCCCGAGAGCAGCGUGGGGCUGCCGAGCAAUCUACCCAUAUGGGUCAGACUGAGGGGCGGUGAAGCAACUCGGGCACUUUCCCAGGGAUGAGUCAGAGGACGGCGGGAUCGGCCUGACGGGGCUGAGGCCGGCCAUGCAGCGGCAGCCCGAGCCCUCUUCAGUCGCGUGCUUCCCGGCGCCGAGGUGCCAGGUGGAGCAGUCGCCGAAGCGCUCCGCUGCCCCGGACUCUCCGCCUGGGCGACCCGACCCCCUGCACACUUCGCGGUGCCGGCAUCGCUAACGCCUUCGCUUUCCCUUAUGGAUCCCAGAGAAGCCCAGGACGGGAGCGGCGGGAGCAGCCCGGAGCUGGGCCGGAGGAGGCAGCUGAGCGUGGGGGAGCUGUGCUCGCUUUUCGAGGCUCGCUGCGCGAUGGCCAGCCGGCAGCUGCCCGAGCCUGCCCGGAAGAGCUGCCGUCCCCGCAACGGGGUGCUCCAAGCGGUUAUCCCGCAGCUGACCGUAACUUCGGAGGAGGACGGCGGAGAGGCGCAGCGCAGUCCUGCCCUGCUGCCUCCGACGGAGCCCAACGGUGCCUGGCUGACCACGGACAGCUCGCUGCACCUGCUGCAAUCUUCCAGGCGGCUCUCGACGUCGUCGCUCUCCUCCACGGGCUCGUCGUCGCUCUUCGAGGACUCCGAGGAUGACCUGCUGAGCGACACGGAAGGCAGGAGCCAAGGGAUCGUUCACUUGGAGCACGGCGAGGAGACGCAACAGAAAAAGGCAUGGCAGACAAUAAAGACAAUUGUCAAUUUGCCAGUCAUCAGUCCCUUCAAAAAACGGUAUUCUUGGGUGCAGCUGGCUGGUCACACUGGAAGUUUCAAAGCAGCCGAUGCUGGGACGAUUCUGAAACGCCACUGUGAGAACGAGGAGAAGUGCUUUGAACGGCUGAUGAAAGAUUCACUGCAUUCCUGUGUCCCUGUCUUCCAUGGUGUGGUGGAGAGAGAUGGCGAGUCCUAUUUACAGUUGGAUGAUCUUCUAGCUAAUUUUGAAGGGCCUUGUGUGAUGGAUUGUAAAAUGGGAGUCAGGACAUACUUGGAGGAAGAAUUGACUAAAGCACGAGAAAAACCGAAGCUCCGUAAAGAUAUGUAUAAGAAGAUGAUAGAUGUGGACCCUUUGGCACCCACUGCUGAAGAGAACACACAGCAUGCAGUGACAAAACCUCGGUACAUGCAAUGGAGGGAGACCAUCAGCUCCAGUGCUAGCCUGGGUUUCAGGAUCGAAGGGAUAAAGAAGGCUGAUGGGACUUGUAAUACCAGCUUCAAGACAACAAAGACACGAGAACAAGUUUUCCAGGUUUUUGUGGAAUUCAUUAAGGGAAACACAACUAUAUUGAAAAAAUAUUUAAAGCGUCUGCAUGAAAUUCGUGGCAUCCUUGAGUCUUCUGUCUUCUUUAAGCAACAUGAGGUAAUUGGAAGUUCACUGUUAUUUGUGCACGAUGAAAGUGAACAUGCCAAUGUGUGGCUCAUUGAUUUUGGAAAAACUACCUUUCUUCCAGAUGGGCAAAUCUUGGACCACAGGAUUGCUUGGCAAGAAGGGAACCGGGAAGAUGGAUAUUUAUUUGGACUGGACAAUUUAAUUGAUAUCUUAGAAAGUAUGUUGGAGAGAUGAGAAAUACUAACAUGAAGUUGCUAACUUUUCUAGAAUUGCUCCCUCCGAAGCCUUUUAAAAUUCUUCCAGAACCUUGGAGGCAUCCAGAAUAUGGAAGACUUCAGCAAAAAAGAUGUAAUUCCUAACCAACCAUGAAACCUAAACAGUUCAAAAGCUAACCUUGAGUGCACCAAGCAAACAUAAGAUUUAUGCAAGAAAUAGGAUGAUUGUGAACAUUUUUGGAUGAUGAUCAGAACAUUUGCUUAUAUAUGAACCAACUAAUUCAGUAUUGCAGUUUAUUGACCUUGGGCUUAGAGUAAAAAAAAAUUUAUAUCAGAGAUCUCCUUCAAAGAAGAAAUCUUCAAAACCAACAAGCAGGCUUCCCUCCUUUCUCCAGCGUUUACACUGUAAAUAUUCUUGUGUUCGCAUAUGUGCAACACAUCUUGGAACUUGGUGCAGAAUAUAUAGAUUCAUAGUUUUUCUUUUUUAAAGAAAAUAAAUACUCUAGUUUCUAUUCUUGUACAGAAAAAAAAAUGAAAAUAUGCACAGAAUGCUGCUGAAGCUUCAGAAACCAAAUGGCAUCUCAUAGACAAUGCAAGAAUUUACUCUUGAUUCUAUCCACACUGUCUAACUUUCUCUUUCUUUGCUAAGCCAUGUUUCCUUUGAAUUAGUUUUUUCCCCUUCCCGUUCCUGCAAAAAUAUUAUGCACUACCCCUUCCAAACAUUGAAUACCAAAUUAACCUUUUUAACUUGCUCAAGCUCAAGUAGAUAGAUUUUUAAAUUGCCAUAUAUAUAAAGAACUCUGGGUAUAAUUGAUAUAAAACCAAUGUGUGCAAAGGACAUGAAUAGCCAUAUUUAUUCUGUUUCAAAAUUAGUGAGUAACUGUUUCUGUGUGUUUGACUCUCUCUGGUAGAGAUGCUUAACAAUUGUAAAAACUAAAAUGUUGGUUCUCAUUUAAAGAGAUUGGUUUCUAUCUAAUUGCAUUAAUGUCUCUAAAAAUAGCCUGAGACUGAUUUUAAGGUUCCUAAAUUUAAGUUUCUUGUAAUCCAAGAAAUUGUAGAGACAAAAAAGAGCCGUGCGUUUUAAGAUAUUUAGCUUCAGGAUAAAUUCAGUGACUACAGAAGUGACACCUAAUCAGUCACUAUGUAUUUGAAUGUUUGUGGGAUCCUACUUUAAUGACUCAGUUUAUGAAACGAAACAAUUAUUAAUUUAUUUAGUUGACACAGACUUCCCCCCGCCCCCCACAUCCAGGGACUAAGUCCUCAGCCUUGUCACUCAGUGAUAAAACAGUUUAAUCACCAAGUGGCUUCCUCACUUUGUACUUCUGUUUGGGUCUACAAGCAGGCUUUUGAAGGUAUAAGGGAAAAAUGUUCAAAGCAGGUUUGUGGGGAUGUUUCAGGUUUUUGAUGUUUAGGCUUUGUGUUAAAAAUCCACUCGGUACAUUAGUUAAACCUGGUAUAUUAAUUGAUUGUCUGGAUAAAGGCUUAGGAAGUGAAUGCGACAAAAGAGAAACCUUGCAAUAUUAAUUCUUGGUUCUUGUGAUUUGAGAUAGGCUUGAAGUCACACUGAUCAAAAAUUAAGACAGAUUGAUUUUACAGAGUAUAUUCCCCUGUUUGCUACAGUCUAGCCCAGGAGUCUCCAACCUUGGCAACUUUAAGCAACUUUAAGCAAAGCUGGCUGGGGAAUUCUGGGAGUUGAAGUCCACCAGGCUUAAAAUUGCCAAGGUUGGAGACCCCUGGGCUAGCCAUAUAAAUUCAGUGAUUAUGUGACCUAACCUUUGCCCUGUGCUAUUGUGAUUCAAGGCUUUGUGUAUGCUUGCUUAGAGUUCUUUUAGGCCCUAUAGCAAACCUGAAGAUAUCUUCUCUUCAAUAAUGGAGGAAGAAAAACUAGUCCUCCUGAACCAGUUGGGUGACCAUCAUACCUCUGUGGCUUCAUUUCUGUGGCCUUCUCUGUAGUUCCGUAGCAUGUUAGUGUCAUCUUAAUGGCUAGAACUGACAAAAUACUUUUCAGCUUUUGAAAUAUCUGAGGCUAAUUUUUGUUUGACGUAGUAUUUAAUUUCCUUUUCUCAAUAGAACAGUAGAGGAGAACUUUUCUCAUCCUUAGGGACUUCACUAAGUGGGCGAGGCUGAAAAUGUGACCCAGUUUUCUGGUUUUAGAAUGAAAAUGGCAUCUACUUCUCCCCUUAAAGUUCUAAGACUUUAAGGAAAAAAAUAAUAUUGUCCUGAUGUUUUGGUUGGUGCAGGAGAGGGUAUUAAAGGGUAACAUUAAAUUUAAAAAAUUGGCUUAAAAUUCAGCCCCACCCACUUUGGGAGGUUCUGGAGACUACACAUUAAUUGCUAGAGCACUGUGUUUUCUCUACUCUUCAUGUAGUCUGGGGUCCCCAACCCCCCCAGUCCAUGGACUGGUACAGGGCCAUGGAAUGCCAAAACCCAGGCCGCACAAACAAGUGAAGCCCCAUCUGCGGGAUGCAGGCAGCAUGCAAAACCCUGCCCCAGGGGUGAAAUGCUCCCAGUUCUGACAGGAUCUAGCGAUCCGGUAGCAAUCAUGGCUGGUUGUUCGGCGAUCCGGUAGCGAUGGCAGAGCAAAGUUCUGGCCACCUUCCCGGGUGUCAUUACUUCCUGGUUUUAACCAGGAAGUAAUAUGUUUUUUACCUUCUGCGCAUACACGCACGUAGCAUGUGCACUUCUGAACUGGUAAGGAAGGUAAGAAGAUUUCACCUCUGCCCUGCCCCCUUUGGUCCGUGGAAAAACCUCCCUCCAUGGAAUUGGUCUCUGGAGCCCAAAAGGUUGGGGGCCACUGCUGUAGACAGUCUGACGAGCGUUAAUUUUUAAAAAAUAACGGCCUCCCAUUUGCUUGUCAGUUUCAGCAGAUUUACAAGUCAGUUUCAGCCACUCUUUAAUUCUUUCAUCCCCAUGUCUCUUUUGGUCUAAUUGCAGAAUGCUUGAGAUGAUAUCAUAUUUUGCUAUUCCAUUAUGCAAAAAAACUAGAAGGCUCUGAUGUACACUAAAAACCAGAUAAUUAAAAGAAACCCUCACUUAUUUAUAGAUCAAUUCUUGUUCAAUAAAUUAAAGCCAUCCAGGCAACAAAAUCAUCAUUUGGUUGAAGAAUUCAAAAUUGCUGUUCAGAGUUUUUAAACUUUCAAAGCAACUGCUGAGCGUAACGUGAGAUAUCUUCUGAAAUAACUAAUUUUAAAAUAAACUUGUAAUUGGUCAGAAUUUUUAAAAAUGGCUACUAAAUAUAUUUUUAUAUAUGUAGUUUAUUUUUUAAAAAAUAGAUCUUAUUAAGUUAUCUGGAUGUAGAAUUUUGUAUAAUAAUUAGACAUGGGAUUGGAAAUUAUGAUUUGGAACAAAAUUAUUUAAAAAUGUAUUUCAGCCUAAAAGUUAUUUGUUGAUGUUUUUUUUUUGUUUUUUUAUGAAAACUUCUCAUUUACAUAUUGCUGCUUCUUAUACAUGUUGAGAAGAGCUCAGGACACCAGAAAGUUUUAUAAUAAACUUUGUCUGUGACCUUCCAUUCCAUUUUCAAAGCAUUCCAAGCCUAUUUUUCCCCCAAAGCACCUUUCUUCAGUUUCUUACAUCAUGAGCCAAUGCUUAACUCUUUCUUUGGGAUGAGGCAGGAGCAGGGCAGGCAGCUGCUGUCCAAUUGAAAAGUGAAGAAUGAAAUCAAUGAAUAAAAUCUGCAUUUUAGCUGCCUCUGAAAAAAAAGGGCAGUCUGGAAUUGCCAAGAUCUGCAAUGUUGUUGUUUGAAAUGCAUCCCAGCCAGGUUGUAUGUCCAGGGUAUAUGCCCAGAUGCAGAGAUGCUGUAACACUAUCAUGGAGGUAGGACUUCAUGGAACUAGAUAGCAAAAGUGCCUUGGGAAUAAUUUUGUUUUCAUUUUCUUUAGACUAGAGUUUUCCAAACGAUUGAUUAUUAGAGGGAUAUGCAGAUGAUAUCUUGGUGCACUCCAGGUGUUUAAGAUUAUGAGUUUCAACAUUGUUGGUUAAUUCCAACCAACCAAUUCCAAGAAGUUAAUAAUUUUGGUUGAAAACAUCUGUGGUCACUAUGAUAUCAACUCCUAGUAGAGGUUUCAAGGGAAGAGUUUAAAAUAGAAUCUUGUCAAGUUUUAUUUUGAGUGUCAUGGUAGAUAACACUAUAAAGGUAAGCUCCAUAUAUCCACCUUCCCCUCCCCCAAAUGUUUUAGUUAACUUCCGGUUUUUGGUUUUGAGAGUUUAGAAAUACUUUGGUAUUUCUCUGUACUUAUGUAUAGAGACUCUCCUUCUCUCCCUUGUAUAAAUUUUGCAUCUGGCAAUCUCUUACCUGUUGUUGUCUGUUUAAAGAGUCGCUGAGUUUUUGUUGCCUUUUGUUAUUUUUUUUUUAAAUCAUCCCAUGUUGCCUCUCCAUCUAAGAUCUGAUAGCCAAUCUGUAGUUUCUGACUAGUUAUUGCUCAGGCUACAGACAUAUAAUAAUACAUAAAGGAUAGCUUUUGUCUUUUCUAAUUUCUCUUCUUUGUAUCCUGAUCUUUGCAAGCUCUCUCUGGUAGGUUUGGCCUACCAUAUUUGACCAUAAUUAUCUUCUCUGGUGCCUUUUAGCUGUUUUAUUAAAAUAUGAUCUUUAGGGCUAUCUAGGAGAAACAGAUAGUUCCUAAAAGGAUCCUGAUCAAGGAAAUUUUAUGAAAUGCAUUUCGGUUUCCCCUCUCCUUUUAAAAGAAACAGCUGCCAUAAGUUUAAGUGGGGAAAAUGACACACUGAAAAUUACUUAAAAUUCAGUGCCACAAACAUUUACCUCUCCUUACACCUUCCAAGAAAUAUUUCUUUACUUCUUUAAAAAGUAGACAUGCUUUUCACACAGGGUUGUUGUGGGACUCCAUAUGUUGUUGUGAUGCAUUUACUUAGGAGUUGAAAGGAAAAGUGCAAUAUAGAGAAUGGCAAAUAAUUUUGUAUUUUAAGAGUUUUACAGUCCAUUAAGAAUUUAGUGGAUUUGAAAUAGAAAAGGCUGGAUAGCCAAUUUCAGAUAGCCAAGUUGAUUUUAACUACAACUUUAGUUUUAUUACUACUAGCAAACAAAAAGUUUUUCAUUUGUAGACAAUGUUGUGCCAAACACUACAGUGUGAAGAAUUUGGGUAUCCUAAUUGUAUGGGUUUAAGAACCUGAGUAGUCAAAAUGUGCUAUAACAAAUAAAUAUAAUUUUAAAAUGUUCAUUAAAUUUUUAUAUUAGAUGUCUUCCUGUU
Molecule: messenger RNA, 6895 nt
Organism: Ahaetulla prasina
Lineage: Eukaryota; Metazoa; Chordata; Lepidosauria; Squamata; Colubridae
Gene: ITPKA
Product: inositol-trisphosphate 3-kinase A
Exons: 7
Coding region: 367-1713 (448 amino acids)
Biological process (GO): inositol phosphate biosynthetic process
Cellular component (GO): cytoplasm; nucleus
Molecular function (GO): inositol tetrakisphosphate kinase activity; inositol-1,4,5-trisphosphate 3-kinase activity
Source: RefSeq, a predicted model, not a curated record